Messenger RNA from Camelina sativa (false flax), 881 nucleotides. The record is from RefSeq and is a predicted model, not a curated record. Lineage: Eukaryota; Viridiplantae; Streptophyta; Magnoliopsida; Brassicales; Brassicaceae.
AAACUACAAAAUACAAUAAAAAAUCGUAGCUUUUCGUGUAAAACCCCAAACCCCAAAUCAGACGUGUCUGUCUUUGAUUCUGCAAGACGAGGAAGAAAGUGUUGUUUGGAAUCUCUCUCUCCCUUUUUGGUUAUAUUCGUCAGAAGUAAAUAAUAAUGGAGGACGUCAGCUCCACGGCGAGUAAUGUGGCCCGAGCGAUUCUCGCCGUCCUCGAUUAUAGCUCCACGUCCGACACUCGCAAAUCGGCUGUCGAAUUCCUUGAAUCUAUAAAAUCUGGAGAUGUAAGGGUUUUGGCAAAUACUUCUUUUCAUCUUGUGAAGAAGGAGUGGUCUCCUGAAAUUCGUCUGCAUGCUUUUAAGAUGCUUCAGCAUCUGGUCAGACUACGAUGGGACGAAUUAAGUCCUCCGGAGUGCAGGGAUCUUGUUAAUGUUUCUAUUGAGCUAAUGUCAGAGGUUGCUAAUGCAUGCGAGAAUUGGCCUCUUAAGAGUCAGUCAGCUGCCCUUGUAGCUGAGAUAGUUAGAAGACAAGGACCUGAUUUUUGGCAAGAGAUAUUUACAUUAUUGACUUCCUUGUCUGCUCAGGGCCCCGUGCAAGCUGAAUUGGUCUUGAUGACGCUGAGAUGGCUUCCUGAAGAUAUUACAGUUCACAAUGACGACUUGGAAGGUGACAGGCGUAGGCUAUUGUUGCGGGGACUUUCUCAAUCUUUGCCUGAGAUUUUGCCUUUAUUGUAUAAUCUUCUUGAACUACACUUUGGAGCUGCAAUAAGAGAAACUGGUAGGCAAAACGUUGACCUGGCAAAACAGCAUGCAAAUGUGGUUAUAGCUUGCUUGAAUGCCAUCAUCGCAUAUGCUGAUUGGGCUCCUGUUCCAGAUCUUAAGUAA